Molecule: messenger RNA, 1749 nt
Organism: Pollicipes pollicipes
Lineage: Eukaryota; Metazoa; Arthropoda; Thecostraca; Pollicipedomorpha; Pollicipedidae
Exons: 2
Coding region: 177-1388 (403 amino acids)
Source: RefSeq, a predicted model, not a curated record
UGGUGACGGACGAGCCGACCUGGCCGCUGUCCGCGUGAUGCGUGACGAUGGGCGGCGCGGCGCGGGAGGACCGGCGUCCCUGGUGGCGCGCCAUGUUCGCCGGCGGAGAUGUUCAGGAGCCAGUCGUCGGGGAGGAGAGCUGAUGGGAGCCUGAGCAGCGCGGCAGCCACGAACCCAUGAGUUCAUCCGGCAAUGGCACGCGUCCCCGCCUCCGCUCCAGCGCCAUGAGGGGACUCGCCCUGCUGUGGUCGCUGUGGCCUCUGCUUGUGCGGGCUUCACGGCCGGGUGAUCACCACGGCGCAGGCGCUGCCGGGUCACGGCAGUUGACCGGGGUGCCGGCGCGGGCCCCCGCGCGGUACGGCAGGGACUACGUGGGGCGGUAUGCUGACAGAGCCCGGCUGCCGGCGUCACAGGGCUGGGCCACCGCCGUUGGAGCGACCCGCCAGUCCGGAGACGGGAGUGCGUCUCUGGAAGGACCGCCUUGGGGCGCUAUGACCGCGGGUGCUGGACUUCCUGAGGUGCAGGGGUCGGGACCCGGCGGUCUCGGGGCUUCUCUGAAGACGAUCCUGUCUGGUGAUGAAACACGGACGGGUGCUACCAAGGACGCUAGCGAGCUCGGUGGCAUCGUGGAAACGCGCCGCGAUUCCACAACCGAGUUGCUGAGCCCUUUCUCUACACUUUCAGCACAGAUGCCUGGGUCAGGCACGGGCACGGAGAAGACGUUAGUGAUUGCGCCCAGUAGUGUUGCUCUGCCUCAGAUCCGAUCGAAGCAAGUCGAGGGGACGGCACUGGUGAGGGAAGAUGUCCUCAUCGCCCACAAUUCUUCCACCGAUAGUCAGACCAUCCCCAGAGAGCAGUCAGUUACCCCCGUUGGCUCGCAGGUCGCCGCCAGAGGGCAGCGAGUUGCCUCCAGAAGAUCGUCCACCUCUCCCAGCCGCCCUCAAAUUCCGCUCAGCGGCAUCUACCGCCUGUCGAGCAGCCCACUGGACUUCUCCGGCGCUUGGCCCGCGCUCAGAGGCCGGGCGACGUCGCUGUCCGCCCGGGGCUCGUCGAACUCAACCCAGGCACGGACUGGCGUCUACGGUUCCGUGUUUCCGCUGCUGGACAGCGUGCUGACCUUCCUCGGCUACCUGGCGUUCGCCACCUUCGCCGCCCUCCUCCUGAUGAACAUCAUCAACAACAACAACGGCGGCGGCGGUGGCGGACGCGAUGUUGGCACCACGGACAGCGCCGGCCAAUGGCUGGAGGCUGCCGGGAACGCGGAGGCGUUCAUCAGGUCCGGAGCUUGGCUCGCCCGAGAGAUGAGGAUCCUCGUGACGGACAGUGCAGAGCAAGGACGAGAAAUAAACAGGACGCGCACCGAGCGAGCGGGAGAGAAGAGAUCGUGAGUGUUGGUCGAGGCGCGUGAGCGGAGGCAAAUGACCGCGCAACGUGCAGCCUGUGUCAUUUUGUGACUAUAUUAUUUAAGGCGUUAUAAUGUAGGUGAGUGGAUUAAAUGUACAGAUACAGCCUGAGUGUACCACUUAAUGUGUUAUAAUGUAGGUAAGUCGAUUUAGUGUACGGGCGCAGCCUGAGCUAUGAGUUACACUUUGACCUAGUUGAAGAUGGCAUUGCUAAGAUCGUUCUAGAAUGUGCAAACUGCGUGUUUGAAGCUUAUCAUCGGUUUGUAAGAAGAAAUUGAUUGUCUGGCUGAUAGGGAAUUCAUUACGUCUCAUUUUUUGCAAGCGGCAAUACAUCGUACGUUUCGAA